AUGGGUCAAGAACUACGGAACCAACUUCUGAUAACACCAGUUGCAUGCACUACAAAGUUGCUUGGGCUUCCAGUAGAUGAUCCAUACCAGUUUUUAGAAAUGACUGUGGCAAAGUACACUUCUGAGAUCAGUCAAGCUGCCAGUGAUGACACGAUCAAGUUUGCUAGGGGCCUCGUGGAGCAAGCCUCGAAUAAUCCACUGAUGGUUGCCAGUGGAGAAGAGUCAGUUACUAGUCAGUCGUCGAGCUAUGUUUUGUUGCAGUGCACAAGAGAUCUUAAUAGUGAAGGCUGCAAGAACUGCUUAGAAACCGGGUUGAGCCAAGUUGGUGCUCAGUGCAACCAAACUAACGGGUGGCGAUAUCUAUCAGGAAGUUGCAUGCUGAGGUACGAGGUGUUUCCCUUCUUCAACACUUCGGCAAUAUCAACUCCUGGAUCUCCACUGAUAGCUUCUCCAUAG
Asparagus officinalis (garden asparagus) is the source of this 456-nucleotide messenger RNA. Its product is annotated as cysteine-rich repeat secretory protein 38-like. The coding region runs from base 1 to 456 and encodes 151 amino acids. NCBI's taxonomy places the organism in Eukaryota, Viridiplantae, Streptophyta, Magnoliopsida, Asparagales, Asparagaceae. The record is from RefSeq and is a predicted model, not a curated record. The transcript is spliced from 2 exons.